AUGCCGCCACAGAAGCGUCCAUACAUCCCGAAAACAAAAGGCUGCUACCAAUGCUCACGACGACGGGUCAAUUGCGACCGAGCCGAGCCUCAAUGCCAGAAAUGUCUCUCCCGCGGUCUGGAGUGCAGCGGAUUGGGCGUGCGACAUCGAUUCGAGAAUGGAGUUGCCUCGCGGGGCAAUUGGGCCGGAAAGGCUGAUAUGCAAGCCAUCUAUGAAGAUGAAAAGGAUGGCGUGCUGAUUCGAAGAGCCCGAAAGCGAGACCAUGCUCGACAAGAGAAUACGGCGAAACGAGUGGCCAGAGCCGCAAAUAAACGCUCUAAUGAGAACGAGACAACACGAAACGAUGACGAAACCCGAAUAAAUGCCCCGGCAGUGGCUAAUGUCGUCUUGGAGGAAUAUGCCAUCGACCCCAUACCAGAACCGCGGGACCUUGAGGAAAGUCUCGAGGAAAUCAUAUCAGCGAAUGCUCUUGAAUUGUACUCUGCAUCAUCGUCGGCUCAAAUGGUUGGUGAGCUUUGCUCGUCAAGUGGCUACGAUAUUCCAUGGCCAAUUCCAAGCAAUAUCCCCUCAUGGAAGACGCAAUUGUUCCAACUCUUUUCCCAGCAUAUCAGCUAUGAGAUGGUGGCCGUAGAUGGCCUGCACAAUGGCUGGCGGCAUCUCAUUCUCCCCUUCGCUCAACAUGACGAAUUGGUCAUGAACGCCGUCUUGACCGUCUCCGCGUUCCAUUUUCGAUUGAACGUGCUUGGGUCAGACCAGUAUCAAUUUGGCAGCUCGCCCCAGUGCAUCCCCGAUCCGAACGAGCUAUACAAGCAUGUUAUAUCCGGUCUGAAGCAGCAACACCAACUGGAUACAUGCAACAUCGACAAGAAGCAUUCCGUCCUGAUGACAAUUCUUGUCCUUAUUGUGGGAACUAUGGUGACCGGGCGCUCUGACUUCCCGUUCCUAUUCCGGAUGUUAGAAUCAGCACUCCAGGCGGUCGGCGGCGACGAUGUCCUGGGCAGCAGUGAUGCCGCUGCUUUUAUUCUUUCACAGGUUAACAAGUUGCGAGUCUACUCUGCCCCCCUUCUGAACGAAGAGACUGCACUGCAGGUCAUAUCCUCCCCGAUCAGCGCUGCGCAGCUCCUGAAUAGUCUCAGCCAUAAGCUAUCGUUCAAUCCGGAGAGCGCCGUGGUCCUCUCAUUCGUGAACGACCUGGUCCAGCAAGCCCUCGACAUCUACCUUCACCAGUUCUUCUUCAUUGACUCGACGCCCACCGAGACGGACGUGGCAGAUUCCAUCGCCCGUGUUCAGCACUUCAAAGAAACCUUGGAGGCCUACCCAGCCGGUGCGCCUGGCGAACAGGUGUUGAUCUGGGCAUCUUUUGUUGCGGCGUCCGGGAGCCAGACAGAGGAGCACAUGGAGUUCUUCGAGAACGUCUUCCUCAGGCACUAUGCGCGCAACGGGUUUGGCAAUAUUCGACGCGCCCUGGAGUAUCUACGCAAGGUCUGGGCUCGAGAGCCAGGUAUGAGGUGGACCUCCCUCUUGGCUGAUGCGAAAUUUCUCGUCAUGUGA
Molecule: messenger RNA, 1551 nt
Organism: Clonostachys byssicola
Lineage: Eukaryota; Fungi; Ascomycota; Sordariomycetes; Hypocreales; Bionectriaceae
Source: the annotation of a GenBank genome assembly